UUCGCUCAGACCUAUCACAUUUCCAUGUGUAUCUAUCCUUGCCUAUUGACUACUCCUACAAAGAUCUUUGCGCGCAUGGACUCCUUUCUGAUCUGAUCCCACAUCUAUCCCAAAGUAAACAAACCUUUCCCUCUCACAUACAAUAUGGACAGGUCACAAACUCCAACCCGCCUGCCUCCAAGCUACGCAGAUGGACCGCCGUCAUAUGUGAACGAAAACCUCGAAGAAGAGCGUUCGAGCAGCAUUCCAUCAAACAACCCGUCCCUCAGAAUGCUGCCUCAGAUCCAGGAUGAUUACAGAUCAGCUUCCCCCUCUACUCGAGGUUCUCCAGACAGAUAUCACCGACCUGCAGCUUCAACAGCCUACAGCUCCCGGCCCGGCUCAAGUCUGGGUCGUCCCCCUUCAAUACCUCCCCCGGCGGCUCAUACUCGGUCUCCCAUAAGGCCAUCCACCCCUUCACGCAUAUCGACAGAUUGGGCGAGAACCACAGCUUCUACUGUAUCAUACGAACCCGCAGACCUCAAUGGAAGUCCUCGGCCAGGCACACCCUCCUCCCAAUAUGGCGGAAGCCCACGGAGGCCUCUUCCCCCAGCUCCUCUUUUUUCAGUAAAAGGCGGUGCGGCCGAGACAACAAUACCUAUGCCCGAACCAGAGUCAGAGAACGACGUCUUUGGUGAUGGCGCUUCGAUCAUGCCAGAUCACGACCCUAGGAUGAGUCUGAAAUCCGCACAUUCAUACACAAGUGAAUCCACGUUCACGGAAGAGGACGAUGUAGCAGAUGAGAAGUCCGGCUACUAUGGGCCUGCUCCAGAAGGAAAACAAGACCGACGCGGAUUGCGAGAAGCACAAAUGACACGAAAGGAGGUCCGACUGAUCAAUGGAGAGUUGAUUCUAGAGUGCAAAAUCCCAACCAUCCUGCACAGCUUCCUACCCCGAAGAGAUGAACGAGAGUUUACCCAUAUGCGGUAUACUGCCGUCACUUGCGAUCCUGAUGACUUUGUAGUGCAAGGCUACAAACUCCGUCAAAACUUUGGCGUGACGAUGCGCGAAACCGAACUGCUGAUAUGUGUGACCAUGUAUAACGAAGGCGAAAUAGAGUUCACCCGGACUAUGCACGGCAUCAUGAGAAACAUCAGUCAUUUUUGCUCAAGAACUAAAUCCAGAACCUGGGGUAAAGAUGGCUGGCAGAAGAUCGUGGUUUGUGUCAUUGCGGACGGCAGACAAAAGGUCCAUCCACGAACGCUAAAUGCCUUAGCUGCUCUAGGUGUAUACCAAGAUGGUAUAGCCAAGAACAUUGUCAACCAGAAAGAGGUGACGGCACAUGUCUAUGAGUAUACGACGCAAGUCUCGUUAGACGAAGGUAUGAAGUUCAAAGGCGCCGAGAAAGGAAUUGUGCCUUGCCAGAUGAUCUUUUGCUUGAAGGAGCAGAACAAGAAAAAGCUCAACUCUCACCGAUGGUUCUUCAACGCCUUCGGUCGCGCGCUGACACCUAAUGUCUGCAUCCUACUCGACGUAGGGACGAAACCAGAUUCCAAAGCUCUAUACCAUCUUUGGAAAGCAUUCGACCAGGACUCGAAUGUUGCCGGAGCUGCAGGCGAGAUCAAAGCCGACAAAGGAAAAGGGUGGAUGGGCCUGCUCAACCCCUUGGUUGCUUCGCAAAAUUUCGAGUACAAGAUGAGUAACAUUUUGGACAAACCAUUGGAAUCGGUCUUUGGCUACAUCACGGUCUUGCCUGGAGCGCUUUCAGCAUAUCGAUACUACGCUCUCCAAAACGAUCCGAGCGGCCAUGGACCGUUAAGCCAGUACUUCAAGGGCGAAACCCUUCACGGGCGAGAUGCUGACGUGUUCACUGCAAACAUGUAUCUUGCAGAAGAUCGAAUUCUGUGCUGGGAGCUCGUUGCGAAACGUGGCGAACGGUGGGUAUUGAAGUUCGUCAAGAGCGCUUAUGGCGAAACUGAUGUCCCUGAUGCGGUGCCCGAAUUUGUCUCACAACGACGACGAUGGCUGAACGGUGCUUUCUUCGCCGCAGUCUACUCCUUGGUCCACUUCAAACAAAUCUGGCAGACUGAUCAUACUCUCGCCCGAAAGAUCCUUCUACACAUCGAGUUCAUCUACCAAUUCAUCUCGCUACUCUUUACAUUCUUCUCCCUGGCCAACUUCUAUCUAACAUUCUACUUCAUCGCCGGAUCAUUGUCUGAUCCAAAAAUGGACCCUUUUGGCCACCACAUCGGCAAAUACAUUUUCGUCGUCCUCCGUUAUGUCUGUGUGCUCCUCAUUUGUCUUCAAUUCAUUCUCAGCUUGGGUAACAGACCUCAGGGAGCGAAGAAACUCUUCUUUGGAACGAUGGUGACGUACUCGAUCAUCAUGGCCUACACGACAUUUGCAUCGUUGUACAUUGUUGUCAAGCAGCUCACGAACCACGCUGACGGCGACAAGGACUCGUACAAGCUUGGUAACAACAUCUUCACCAACCUUAUUGUGAGCACACUGAGCACUAUUGGGUUGUACUUCCUCAUGUCCUUCCUGUACCUCGACCCGUGGCACAUGUUUACCAGUGCGGCGCAAUAUUUUGCUCUCUUGCCAUCAUACAUUUGCACACUUCAGGUAUACGCCUUUUGCAACACGCACGACGUCACAUGGGGCACAAAGGGCGACAAUAUAAUGCAUAGGGAUCUCGGUGCGGCAAAAGCAAUUGGCUCUGGGACUGUCGAAGUCGAGAUGCCGUCCGAACAACUCGACAUCGAUUCCGCGUACGACGUCGCGCUGCGCAAUCUCCGUGAUCGCGUCGAAGUCCCCAAACCAUCGAUCAGCGAAAACCAGCUGCAGGAAGACUACUACAAGUCCGUCCGCACGUACGUGGUGGCGUCGUACAUGGUCUGCAACGCGGUGCUGGCCAUGGCGGUCUCGGAAGCGUACCCGGUCGGUGCGCACCUGGGAUCCAACUUUUACCUGACGUUCCUGCUGUGGUCGGUGGCCGCGCUGGCCCUGUUCCGUGCCAUUGGGUCGUCGGCGUUUGGGGUCAUCAACAUUGUGUCCGCCAUCGCCGAGGGAAGAAUCCAGGCCAAGUUUGAACGCAUCUUUGGCGGCGGCGACGAGAAUGGUCGUCACAAGUCCGGCCUGGGCAGCGGAUUUAGCGAAUCUGGCAAGACGGGCAUGUCGGGCAGUUCAAGCGGUGGCAUGAGUCUGAGUGAUGUUACGAGUAAGAUUGGCGAAAAGUUUACUUGGAUGAGUCGAAAGUGAGUGAGGUUUGUCUCACCGGGUUGAUUGAUGAUGGUGAUGACGAUGAUGAUGAUGAUGAAGAAGUAGGAGAAGAAGGAGAAGAUCAAAAGGAAAAAGAUUUGGUAUGAUGAGAACUUGUUGUAAUGUUGUUGUUGUUUUAGGAUUUGAGCUCACGAAAGGCGGAGUUUUGGGGGACGACGGUGUUCCGACGAAGCAAGUGACAAAUUCAUCAAAGCUUGCCUUGAUCUGUGGAUUUCUUUCCCAACCCUUUCGGAGUCGGUGUACGGUUUUAGAGGAGUGUAUGAGUAUUAUGAAUAUAAAUCCAAAGUUUUUGGACAGUAGACAUUUUCGGAACAAAAGAACUUCUUACUUAGUUACAUGAGAGAGG
Molecule: messenger RNA, 3607 nt
Organism: Exophiala oligosperma
Lineage: Eukaryota; Fungi; Ascomycota; Eurotiomycetes; Chaetothyriales; Herpotrichiellaceae
Product: chitin synthase 1
Exons: 3
Coding region: 145-3240 (1031 amino acids)
Cellular component (GO): cell periphery; cell septum
Molecular function (GO): chitin synthase activity
Source: RefSeq, a predicted model, not a curated record